CAAGUAUCCCACAAAUUCCAUGGACCUUUCUUGUUUUCUUUCCCUUCCCAGGGUUUCCAGUUUCCAAACCUGAUGUGAUCUUGCAGCUGGAAUAAGGGGAACAGCUGUGGGUCUCAGACCUCUAUGGCUCUGAAAAAAAGUGCUCCCGAGAGCUGUCUGCGCAGGUGAUAGGAUGGUGAGUGAGAACGAGGAGACACCCCAGCAGGAAGAUGCUGAGCAAGUAGAACCACAUGGGACGUUAUCAGGAAGACCCAAAGGGAACGUUUCCGGGAGUUGUGCACUCCCAGAAAGAACAAAUGUCUGUGAGACUAAGCACAGGCCAGAGGAAAACUUCAGUAGCCACUCAGACCUUUUUACACGCGAGAGCAUCAACUUGGAAGAGACACGCUACAGACGCCAUAAGUGUGGGAAAAGCUUCAAUGGGAGCUCAGACCUUCUCAUACAUCAGAGAAUCCACAGGGGAGAGAAACCCUACAUGUGCUCUGAGUGUGGGAACAGCUUCAAUCGGAGCUCACACCUUAUCAGACAUAGGAGCAUCCACACAGGAGAGACGCCCUACACGUGCUCUGAGUGCAGGAAAAGCUUCAAUCGGAACUCAAGCCUUAUUAGACAUCAGAAAAUCCACACAGGAGAAAAACCCUACACCUGCUCUGAGUGUGGGAAACGCUUCAGUUAUAACUCAGUCCUCAUCUCACAUCAGCGAAUCCACACAGGAGAGACACCCUACACGUGUUCUGUGUGUGGGAAAAGCUUCAACCAGGGCUCAAGCCUUAUUAGACAUCAGCAAAUCCAUACUGGAUGGACACCCUACACAUGCUCGGAGUGCGGGAAAUGCUUCAGUUAUAGAUCAGCCCUUCGCAUGCAUCAGAGAAUUCACACAGGUGACAAACCCUAUGGAUGCUCUGAGUGUGGGAAACGCUUCAUGGAUCGUUCAGCCCUCAUCACACAUGAAAGAAUCCACACAGGAGAGAGACCCUACAUGUGCUCUGAGUGUGGGAAAAGCUUCAAUCAGAGCUCAAACCUUACCAGACAUCGGACAAUCCACAGAGGAGAGAUGCCCUACACAUGCGCUGAGUGUGGGAAGAGUUUUAAGCAGAGCUCUGCCCUGAUCACACAUCAGAGAAUCCACACAGGGGAGAUGCCCUACACAUGCUCUGAGUGUGGGGAACGCUUCAGUUAUAGUUCAGCCCUCGUCUCACAUCAGAGAAUCCACACGGGAGAGACGUCCUACACGUGCUCUGAGUGUGGGAAAAGCUUCAAUCGGCGCUCCAGCCUUAUUAGACAUCAGAAAAUCCACAUAUGAGAGAACUGUAAUAAAUGCCUUGAUUCCGGCUGGCCAAAGCUUGUUUUUAAAAAAAUCACAAAUGUGAAUUCCCACAGAGCGACCUUUGCACCAGGUUCAGCGUGGUCUCUUAGCUCCUCUAGAUGAGUUGCCCGCUUCUGCCUUUUGCAGCUCCCCAUUCUUUGGGAUCAGUCCUGUGAUUUUUUUUUCUGUCAACUCUUUUCAUUUUAAGUUGUAGGCGUGUGUAUCCCUCCAGCCAGGAAUGUUCUUCACAGGGAGAAGAGGUGGUGAAGAGAGGUUUGAUCAAGCUACACUGAGGUAAAAACUACCUGGGCCUUCCAUCCACUAGGGCUGCACAUGGCAUUGGCUGCUCAAGUUAGUGAUCUUGGUGUAAACAGACAAUUAUAGUUGUAGUGUAGCUGCAGCCCAGGUGCAGUGGUUGGCAUUAGCUUUCCCCUUGACCUGACCUAAACUCCAUCACCUUUCCUAGUCAAAACAAACCCUGAGCAUCACAGUUAUAUUGUCCCCCCAUUUCAAAGCAAUUGUUAAUCAGUGACAAUGAAAUUAAACAUGAAAUUAAUUAGUGUAAUGUAAGAGGCUGAUUCUGUGAUAACUUUGUGUUACAAUAUGAUUCAGGUUUUCUUCUAGUUCUGUCCCUGCCCCCUCCUACUCUGUUGGAAAUGGUGGCUAAUCCUGAAAUUAAAAUCUCACUGCGAAGGAAUUAGAGUGGGGGAAUAUGUGAGAGAAAUAGCAUGCACGAGAAGAGAGACCCAGUACGGCCUGUAAUUAUUUCUAUUUAAAAUGGAAUUUAUUUUGAUAAAUUUUAAAAUAAAUCUUCUGUUAAGAGGAAAAUUACUUGAGACAAGAUGUGCAACCUUUUACCCAUCCUGUACAGGACUGAUAUGUUUUUGUUUGUUGGUUUGUCUGUCUCUCCUCUGGUGGUUGCUUUUUAAUAAAAGAAUCAUUUUGGUUUGAAAGCAA
Molecule: messenger RNA, 2263 nt
Organism: Gopherus flavomarginatus (Mexican gopher tortoise)
Lineage: Eukaryota; Metazoa; Chordata; Testudines; Testudinidae
Product: zinc finger protein 239-like
Exons: 2
Coding region: 173-1303 (376 amino acids)
Biological process (GO): regulation of transcription by RNA polymerase II
Molecular function (GO): RNA polymerase II cis-regulatory region sequence-specific DNA binding; DNA-binding transcription factor activity, RNA polymerase II-specific
Source: RefSeq, a predicted model, not a curated record